AUGCUGGAGCAGCGGCAGGCCGUCGCCGGGCUUCUACUAAUAUGCGCUUCAUUAUUGUGCCUCAUCUACUACGAGGAGAUCAAGGAGGUCAUGAUGGUGCAACUCCCACUCAAGCUGCCCCGUCCUCGACACGAUUAUGACAAGAUCAAUGACGGCGAAACAGAGCGUCCGAUGAAACGACCCAAGGCAUACGACGAUUCGGAUGAAGACUACGAGGAUGGACUAUCGACACCAUCACGCGACAUCUUUGAUACGUGCCCGUUGAAGCGGAAAGACCCGUGGGAGGAUGAAUUUAUGGCAAAACUCGGGAAAAGCGAGAUCACCUCUUGUCGUCCCCAGGAAUUGCUGACGUCGUUCGAAAAUGGGCAAAUUUUGCUGAACCCAAAAAAUCGGCAAAGUUCGGGCCACAGCUGUGAAGGGCGAUGCAUCUACUACAAGGCGAAUUACGCGAUUCGCUCCGACGAAUGGCAGCCUAUUAAAGGCACCAAAUUUUUGUGUGACGUGGUGGAGGUGCAGUGCAAAGCUGGCGACGGGAAAAUCGACUACAAAUAUUUGCAUACGCAGAUUUACGAAUAUAGUCGAGACCGAUUGAAGGAAUUCGGUGAUUUGGGUCGACCGACAAAUGCGCGACAUAUCACGGAAAAUACCUUACAUCCGGACGUCUACAUUAUCAUUCUCGAUGCCAUGUCGAUGACCGGCGGAUUUAGACAGAUGCCAGCCACAAUGGUAUUUCUGGAAGAAGCCCUCCAAGCCGUACCCUUCUAUCACGUGGCCAAAGUCGCCGAAAACAGCAAGCCCAACUCGAUAGCGUUUUUAUUUGGCGAGAUCCCGAUCCCGGUGGACCGGCGGGUAUUCGGGGUUCGGGACGUACUACCGUAUACCCUGGAUGAAAACGAGUCAUGUGGCAGGCCGCUGGACAAUGAAACAUAUGUCAUGUUUGAAUAUGAGGAUGCGGGCUACAAGACGAUGUGGGCUUGCGACUACUAUUUGGGCAAUUUUGCUUACACGAAUUGCAAGGGGCUUCAGAAGCAGCUGGCGACACAUUAUAUGCGCCCCUUCCAAAUCCGCGGCGCUUACCAAACCGAUCGUCUGCUAAAAGAUGCCAUUUUUGAUCACGAUAAGUGCCGAUACCCAUACGUCCACCUGCUCGACUACCAGAAGAAGUUCAUCGACGCCUAUCCGGGAACCCCAAAAAUGUCGUUAAUGUGGAGCGUGGCUGCGUCGCACGACUCGGAACGACCGAUGGCCAACACCGACCACGACUUUCGACGGUUUUUCGAGGAGAAUAAGCAUAAAUUUGACAACGCGGUGACAAUCGUGAUGGGCGACCACGGGCCACGAUAUGAUAGUGCAGUAAAUACCAAGCAGGGAUUGUACGACAAAAACAACCCAUUAAUGCUCGUCUCACUCCCGAAAACAUUAAGGGAGACAAACAUGCAAAAAGUGCUCAAAAGAAAUAGCGAAUUCCUGUCUUCUCAUCAUGAUCUUCACGCCACUCUGGUCGACAUUAUUCGGCACCAACCGUCCUCCAAUUUCACUGAUACCUCCUAUCUACGCAUUAAUGGCACAUACGGAUCUUCGUGGCUGCGACGUUUCGAGUCGGGCGUGCCGAGAACUUGCAAAACGCUACCGAUCCCAUCACAGUACUGUUUGUGCGAUUAUGGACAGGAGGAGAUCAGGGAUGGUUCACUGAAGAAAAAAUUGGGCGAACUGGCGGUAGCCGAUGUGAAUAAACAUCUCCGAGAGCGUGGCGUUGAUGGGCAAUGCGAGGAAGUGAAGCUUGAAGAGGUCGGGAAGCUGCUGUCGAUCCCGUCAAAAUUUUACAAAGCCCGCUACCGUGUCCAUUUCACUACGAAAAACGAGGCGAAACUUAUUACAACCUACGUGGAAUUGGAGAAUGGCAGCUUGCAAUUGCUGGAAAAGGAAUGGGACCGGGUGAAUAAAUACGGCUCGACAGCUGACUGUCUCCAAUCUGAUGCCAAGAAUUUCGACUUGAGAAUAUUGUGCUACUGUAAAAAACGGGCUAUU
Messenger RNA from Mesorhabditis spiculigera, 2028 nucleotides. The record is from the annotation of a GenBank genome assembly. Lineage: Eukaryota; Metazoa; Nematoda; Chromadorea; Rhabditida; Rhabditidae.